Messenger RNA from Lemur catta (Ring-tailed lemur), 1418 nucleotides. RefSeq names its product keratin, type I cuticular Ha8-like. The transcript is spliced from 7 exons. NCBI's taxonomy places the organism in Eukaryota, Metazoa, Chordata, Mammalia, Primates, Lemuridae. The record is from RefSeq and is a predicted model, not a curated record. Gene Ontology annotation, molecular function: structural molecule activity. Bases 63 to 1418 code for a protein of 451 amino acids.
AGACUCCGUGGCUCGACCUUCCCUGCUGUUCUGAAACUCCUGUGCAGCCUCAGCCCAACACCAUGACUUCCUCCUGCGUCAGCUUACCCUGCUCUCUGGGCUGCACCAAGCCUCUGGGAGCAAGAAGCCUCCCCGUCCCUGUGGUUGAGGUUGAGUGCCCGACCAGACCAGAGUGUCUCUUGGCCAACCUGGCCCACGCCAACCGAGUGCGUGUGGGCUCCACCCCUCUGGGCCGACCCAGCCUCUGUCUGCCCCCCACCUGCCAUGCGGCUUGUCCCUUGCCGGGGACCUGCCACAUUCCCGGCAACAUCGGAAUCUGUGGGGCCUACGGAGAAGGCAGCCUGAAUGGGCAUGAGAAGGAGACCAUGCAGUUCCUGAACGACCGCCUGGCCAACUACCUGGAGAAGGUGCGUCAGCUGGAGCGGGACAACGCGGACCUGGAGGCCAAGCUCCGCGAGUGGACCAGAUGCCACGAGUCGAGCGUGUGCCCGGACUACCAGUCGUAUUUCCGCACCAUCGAGGAGCUCCAGCAGAAGAUCCUGUGCAGCAAGGCUGAGAACACCAGGCUGAUUGUACAAAUCGACAAUGCCAAGCUGGCUGCCGAUGACUUCAGGAUCAAGUACGAGAGCGAGCGCGCCCUGCGCCAGCUGGUGGAGGCCGACAUGUGUGGGCUGCAGAAGCUCCUGGACGACGCGACCCUGGCCAAGGCCGACCUGGAGGCCCAGCAGGAGUCCCUGAAGGAGGAGCAGCUCGCCCUCAAGAGCAACCACGAGCAGGAAGUGAAGAUUCUGAGGAGUCAGCUGGGAGACAAGAUCCGGAUCGAGCUGGACACUGAGCCCACCGUGGACUUCGCCAGGGUGCUGGGGGAGAUGCGGUGCCAAUACGAGGCCAUGGUGGAGACCAACCGGCAGGACGUGGAGCAGUGGUUCCAAGCCCAGUCUGAAGGCAUCAGCCUGCAGGCCAUGUCCUGCUCCGAAGAGCUGCAGUGCUGCCAGUCUGAGAUCCUGGAGCUGAGAUGCACGGUGAACGCCCUGGAGGUGGAGCGCCAAGCCCAGCACACCCUGAAGGACUGCCUGCAGAACUCCCUGUGCGAGGCCGAGGACCGCUAUGGCACGGAGCUGGCCCAGAUGCAGAGCCUCAUCAGCAAUGUGGAGGAGCAGCUGUCCGAGAUCCGGGCCGACCUGGAGCGGCAGAACCAGGAGUACCAGGUGCUGCUGGACGUCAAGGCCCGGCUGGAGGACGAGAUCAACACGUACCGGAAACUUCUGGAGUGCGAGGACUGCAAGCUCCCCUGCAAUCCGUGUGCCACCCCACCCUCCUGUGUGGCUCCAUCUUGUGCUCCUCGUCCGAGCUGUGCCCCUCGUACCGUCUGUGGGUCUGCGUCAGUCUGUGGAGCCGGCACCGGGAGCCGAUUCUGA